AUGCAUGCUGGUGCAGAGCUGCACCGCUCUCCACUCAUUCCUGCAUCCAGGGGAUCAUCUGCGAUGUCCUAUCCACAGCUCGGAUAUCCCUACUCUUCUGCUCCACAGUUCCUUAUGCCCACCAACUCUCUGACGUCGUGCUGUGAGUCGCGUGCGCGCUCCGUGUCCGAGUCUGGCUCGUGCGCACCGGCCCCGCCGCCUCCUCCUCCUCCUCCUCCUCCACCACCCCAGGCUCCGGUUUACUGCCCCGUGUACGAGAGCAGGCUGUUGGCCACCGCGCGCCACGAGCUCGGCGUCUACAGCAACCCGUACGCCGGUGGACAGGGCUACGGAAAUUACGUCACUUACGGCACCGAGGCCUCAGCGUUUUACUCUCUGGGUGCCUUCGACGCUAAAGACAGUGCGGCUUCAGCGAGCAUCACCCAGGCUGCAGCUGCUGCUUACUACCCCUACGAUCCCACUUUGGGGCAGUACCAAUACGACAGAUAUGGCUCGAUGGAUGGAGGCACAAGGAGGAAGAACGCCACGCGUGAGACCACCAGCACCCUGAAGGCCUGGCUACAGGAGCACCGCAAGAAUCCGUAUCCCACUAAGGGCGAGAAGAUCAUGCUGGCCAUCAUCACCAAGAUGACGCUCACGCAGGUGUCCACGUGGUUCGCAAACGCCAGACGGAGACUCAAGAAGGAGAACAAGAUGACGUGGGCACCGAGGAACAAGGGCUCGGACGAGAAGAGGUGCGAUGACGACGAUGGCUCACAGGAGGAGCAGAUCAAAAGCGACACCAACGAUGACGAGAGCCGAAGUCGAGACGAUAAGGAGCUACAGCUGAGCGACCUGGACGACUUCGACGCCAUCGAGUCGGAAAGCUCCGAGUGCGACAUGAAGCAUCAGUACCACGUAAACACCCACAUGAGCUCGCUACCUGAGCACCUCAAGGAGACCUCCCUGAAGUUACCUUCGCUUGAAGGAGAUGCUCUAAAGUUACCGUCAAUUCGAACCUCAUUGGAAAGAGACGGUGAUUUGCCCAAAAGCUGCCUGAAAAUUUCUAGCCGAGACUGUGAGCACAAUCCCACUGGAAAUACCAAACUCUGUUUCCAGCAGGACCACCAAACUCUCGACAGCAAGCCGCGGAUUUGGUCAUUGGCCCAAACUGCCACCUCGCUGAAUCCCACCGAAUUUUCUUCCUGCAUGCUUCGAUGUCACCCAGCGAUAACUGGCUCAUCCCCGCCACCCGGAAAAGCCCCAGAGAAGCAACAGGACUCUCCAGUCACCACCUUGAGACACUGGGUGGACGGCGUUUUCCACGAUCCUUUAUUCAAACACAGCACUUUGGACCAAGCACACAACAGCAACAUGGCCAUUUCCUGGGGCACAACCAAAGGCUCGAUCCUGGAGAGCGGAGCUCAACGUGAUUGA
Messenger RNA from Tachysurus vachellii, 1416 nucleotides. RefSeq names its product iroquois homeobox 4a (gene irx4a). Gene Ontology annotation, molecular function: DNA-binding transcription factor activity, RNA polymerase II-specific; RNA polymerase II cis-regulatory region sequence-specific DNA binding. NCBI's taxonomy places the organism in Eukaryota, Metazoa, Chordata, Actinopteri, Siluriformes, Bagridae. Gene Ontology annotation, cellular component: nucleus. Gene Ontology annotation, biological process: regulation of transcription by RNA polymerase II; cell development; neuron differentiation. The transcript has 5 exons. The record is from RefSeq and is a predicted model, not a curated record. Bases 1 to 1416 code for a protein of 471 amino acids.